CUAUGUCAUUAUGUCAAGAACAUCGAUUAAUACAAUCUGCUAUCGAUUUAACAAUCACAAUGAUACGUACCUAGUUGUCAAUCACCGUUGGCAUGGCAACGGCUUUUUGUUUGUAACCUGUAAACAAAUGAAACUCAACUGUCAAGCCGUACGUGGAUGGAGCCGUGUAAUCUCCAAUUCAUAAAAGCAAAUUUACAUUAAAAUACUGCAAAAAAAUGAACUGUGAUACAUAGUUUCUGUAUAUUAAUGUUCGCGUGCAGAGGCGAGUCUAAACGUUUUGUUGUUACACGCAAAUGAAUCAGAACCAGAAAAGAGAUGACAAGAAGAAGGACGGACAUAAGCAUCAACAGAAAAAGAGCUCGGAAAAAAAUAUGUCCGAAAUAGACGAGCACAUAUUAAAGAGAUUCGAAAUUAAAAAGAGAUUGGGCAAAGGGGCCUACGGGAUUGUUUGGAAGGCUGUCGACAAGAAAACCAAAGACGUGGUCGCAAUAAAAAAGAUAUUUGACGCGUUCAGAAACCAGACCGACGCGCAGAGGACGUUCCGGGAGAUUAUAUUCUUGCAAUCGUUCAGAAAUCACCCGAACAUCGUUAAACUACACAGCAUACAUAGAGCUCUGAACAACAACGACAUAUACCUGGGAUUCGAAUACAUGGAAACGGACCUGCAUAACGUCAUCAAACGCGGGAACAUAUUGAAAGACAUCCACAAACGGUACAUAAUGUAUCAAAUGCUUAAAGCGACGAAGUACAUACACUCUGGGAACGUGAUACAUCGCGAUCAAAAGCCCAGUAACGUGUUAAUAGACAGCGCUUGUAGAGUGAAGUUGGCAGAUUUCGGUCUGGCUCGCUCAGUCUCUAGUGUGUACUCUGGCGGAGAAGAUGGCGCAGAUCCUUGUCUGACUGAUUACGUCGCCACGCGCUGGUACCGAGCCCCGGAGAUACUUAUAGCUAGCAAGAAUUACACAAAAGGAAUCGACAUGUGGUCCCUUGGUUGUAUCCUGGCUGAGAUGCUGGUUGGGGAGCCUCUGUUUCCCGGGACAUCGACCGUCAAUCAAAUUGAGAGGAUCAUGGCGACACUCCCGAGGCCAUCGAACGAAGACAUAACAGCCGUAUGCAGUGGCUACGGGUCGGCUUUGAUACGAGAACAGGCGUCACAUAACGGAGGGGGCGGUUCGUUGGCCACGAGACUGGCGUGCACCCCUCGCGACGCUUCCGACCUUGUCCAGAAGCUGCUGGUCUUCAAUCCUGCGAAGAGGCUCAGCGCCGAAGUAGCUCUCAAUCACGAAUACGUCUCCAAGUUUCAUCGUGAAAGAGACGAGCCCACCCUCCCGUCAGACGUGCUACUGCCCUUGAGAGACGACAAACAGAUGUCCGUGGACGACUACAGGAACAAACUGUACAGCAUCAUGGCCAAGAGUUCGAGCAGCAAUGGACACGCCAAGAAGCAUUUUUCGGGGAACAAAACCUACCCUCAACCGUCAACGAUAAAAGGCAGCAAGAGCGUUCAAGACGCGGAAUUUUCUAGAACAAGUACGAAAGCUAAGCUGAGCGCGUCAGCCGAACAGUCUAGAACGAAAUCGAAGCCGGAGCGAUCGCUCAAAGAGUUCAGAUCGGAGCAGACCGUCACUAAGCCCUUAAAAGCGUUAAGACCGUACGAGAAUCGAAGCUUCUGGAACGAGCCCAACUGCCAAGGCGAUUAUUUCCAGACUCUGCCGCGUCAGAGCCCCUCGGAGACCAGGGUCGUCGAGGCCAAGAGCACGCAGCAGCGCAGGAAUUCGACCUCGUUUUCGACCGUGACGAUAGGCGACGCCGAUUAUUGCGUCAGCAGACACAAGCACGGCGUCAUCACGGCCAGCGCUCUCAUGGACCUGAGGAGUAGCAUACGUUGAGCGUGAACGUAUCGUCUUCUCGCAUUAAAGCUGUAUAAUCUCAAAACU
Bombyx mandarina (wild silkworm) is the source of this 1937-nucleotide messenger RNA. It is a transcript of the gene Erk7, whose product is annotated as Extracellularly regulated kinase 7. Gene Ontology annotation, biological process: protein phosphorylation. Gene Ontology annotation, molecular function: MAP kinase activity; ATP binding. The record is from RefSeq and is a predicted model, not a curated record. Lineage: Eukaryota; Metazoa; Arthropoda; Insecta; Lepidoptera; Bombycidae.